AUGCCAAUUUCGACAGAAAUCACCUCUCUCGCUCAAUGGUCCCAAGAACGGAUCCGCAGUGUUUUCGAGGCCGCGACGGAGGAAGAAGCCUUGAAGGCGAUCAACGAAACUUUCUCCAGGGGCGUCAAAGCCAGAGUGAAUGGUCUCCUCGUGGGUUACGCUCAAAUCGAGCAACAGGUGCUCGAUCUUAGGAGGACGGCCGAGGGAGGAUUGAAGGUUCACUGGAAGGAGAUUAUAGAAAGCGAGAAUGCACACCCGCAGUCACAGGAAGGACAAGUAGGGGGAUUCUACCACAUUCAAGGAAUCAGAAAGCCGAUAUACAAGGAGUCGUCCCAGGGGGGUUCACUCGUGUAUGGAGAUUUCGUUCGACACAAGGCGGUGUCAGCCAAGAUCGUGUCUGAGCGAACGACAUCUAAUCUUGACGUGCCUUUAGAUGCUCGAAGAAUCGUCGAGUUGACUGUCAUCGCCAAGGACGUGCCAGUGGACAGCAACGAAAACGCUAGUUACAGCGAGCAGGAUUUCUAG
Molecule: messenger RNA, 525 nt
Organism: Coprinopsis cinerea okayama7#130
Lineage: Eukaryota; Fungi; Basidiomycota; Agaricomycetes; Agaricales; Psathyrellaceae
Exons: 3
Coding region: 1-525 (174 amino acids)
Source: RefSeq, a predicted model, not a curated record